Molecule: messenger RNA, 2804 nt
Organism: Lingula anatina
Lineage: Eukaryota; Metazoa; Brachiopoda; Lingulata; Lingulida; Lingulidae
Product: solute carrier family 71 member 1
Biological process (GO): transmembrane transport
Cellular component (GO): membrane
Molecular function (GO): transmembrane transporter activity
Source: RefSeq, a predicted model, not a curated record
UUUUAUUGUCUUUCUGUGUUUCUUAUUUUUAUUUUCGGCUCACGAAAAUUUAACAUUCACAAUAUUGUUCUUUGGUAUAAAUUUUGAAGAAAAUUGAGUGUUUUUAGGCAGUUUUAUGAAGGCAUAUGCAUUUCCUUUCGUAUCGAGACUACACCCCCACUCUGAUGACGUCACGUACAAGGAUUUUGGAGCAGUAGUGAUGGUACAUAAAAGAGAAAUAUGUGUUUCGAUUUCUUGCCUAUAUAAACUAUGUAUAUGAUGUCUAAAAUACAAUGAUUGGAAAAAAGAGAAAGAGAGUAGUUGGAAGUAUUAUCAGAACCAGGAAAUCGGCUUUACGGGACAUAAAGUCGUCGUCUGGAAUAGGCAAUCCAUCAGUAUACCAUGCCUUAGUAGUGAUAUUCUUGGAGUUCUUUGCAUGGGGGCUGCUCACAACUCCCAUGAUAUCUGUGUUAGAUGAAACAUUUCCAAAGCAUACUUUUCUGAUUAAUGGACUAAUACAAGGAGUGAAGGGCAUCCUGUCAUUCCUGUCAGCUCCUCUGGUGGGGGCACUGUCAGACAUAUGGGGUCGCAAGCCAUUUCUGUUGCUUACUGUCUCUUUUACAUGUGCUCCUAUACCACUCAUGAAGUUUAGUCCUAUGUGGUACUUUACCAUGAUCUCAAUCUCAGGAAUCUUUGCUGUCACCUUCAGUGUAGUGUUUGCCUAUGUAGCUGAUAUCACAACAGAGGAAGACAGAAGUGCUGCUUAUGGACUGGUGUCUGCAACAUUUGCUGCAAGCCUUGUGACCAGUCCUGCCAUUGGUGCUUACUUGGGUCACAUGUACAGUGAGAAGUUAGUUGUGGCCCUAGCCACUGCAAUAGCCUUACUAGAUGUGCUCUUUAUACUUGUGGCAGUGCCGGAGUCGUUGCCAGAAAAAUUACGACCGUCUUCCUGGGGAUCACACAUCUCUUGGGAGAAGGCUGAUCCAUUUGGUGCUUUGAGAAAAAUUGGUCAAGAUCAGUUAAUACUCAUGUUGUGUGUAACAGUAUUUUUAUCCUAUCUACCAGAAGCUGGAGAAUACUCCUGUUUCUUUGUAUAUCUAAAACUGAUAAUGGGAUUCUCAGAAGAAGCAGUGGCAUCUUUUAUAGCUGUUGUAGGGGUGUUGUCAGUGUUUGCUCAGACUGUUAUCCUAGCCUUCUUAAUGAAGUACCUAGGCAGUAAGCAUGCUAUUAUAGUGGGACUUACUUGUGAGAUGGUGCAGCUGGCCUGGUAUGGCUUUGGUUCACAGCCUUGGAUGAUGUGGUCAGCUGGGGCUAUUGCAGCCAUGUCCAGCAUUACAUAUCCAGCCAUCAGUGCAUUUGCCUCUGCUCACGCUGAUGCUGACCAACAAGGUGUAGCCCAGGGGAUCAUCACAGGAAUCCGGGGACUGUGCAAUGGGCUGGGACCAGCGCUUUAUGGAUUUAUCUUCUUUCUGUUCCAUGUUGACUUGAAUGAGAUGUCAUCAGACGCAGAGAAGCCACUCAUUCAUGCAAAGCCAACUACCACCCUCCAGCCUCUCACCAAUCAAACCUCUUUUGUUCACAUGGAACCAAUGCCAAAUAGGACAAUAGAUUCUGUAGUUCCAGGUCCUCCAUUUGCUUUUGGUGCCAUUCUAGUCAUCUUAGCCCUCCUUGUGGCAAUAUUCAUUCCAGAAAAUCCACACACAAAUCUAAACAAAAGAACUUAUAGUCAUGACAAAGAAGCCUUAAUAUCCAGUGAAGAAGAGGCAUGACAGUGACAGUUUAGUACACUGGGUCUACAUUUGCCCUGUCCAAAUUAUGUGCUAACAUUGUGUUGUUUUACUUGGAUACAUUGCUGGUACUAACAUUUUGUUCAUAGACAUGGGUAUGUUGCCCAUGCCAACAGAACACCUGUCAAAGUCUCUGUCAUACAAUACUUAGCAGUUUGUAACGCAAAUUCAGUUCAGUAAGGAUUGAUGGAUCCCUUUGGAUCUUUAAACCUUGCAGCCUGUCAUCCUGAGCAAGUAACUUGUUGCCUUGUCAGUAGUGAAUGAGAAAGAGAAGUGAAGCUCACAGGUAUUCUGUGAAUCUCAAGAUAGAGAAAUAAUUUUCAUAAUAUUAUGAGAACCUGCUGCACUGGCAGACAGAACAGUAACAGCAAGGUUAUUAAAUACAUUUGGAUUACAGCAUGGUUACUUGAAAAAAGGAUCCCUGUGUAAGACAAGUUGAUUGCAAUAGCAUAGCCGUUUUCAUGUAUUUAUGUACCAACAUUUUUUUUCUGUUGGAAAUGGAGACCAUUUUGAUACCAUUUUGCUGCUGUCCCACCGUGUAUCUGACCUAUAUUCUGUAUGUAUGCCACCUCCACAGUUGUACGCCUUACUAAUACUAACUCAAUACAUGCAGUUGCUCUUCAAACUUUUCAUGAGGAACUGCAAAAUACUGGAUAUUAUUUCUAUAGCAGAAUAUGAAACAAAACUUGCAUUUUAUCCAGAUGAGGACAUGCUCUUCACAGUUUAAGUCUAGUUGAUGAAAAAACUGACAUGCAGGUGGAUCAGGUUGCAGGAAACAGGCAGGAUGGAUUUGACUAGAACAUGUCACAAAAGCCAUACAUUUAAGCUGAACUUGAGUUGUUGUUUGAAAAACUAAAUUGUAACAUUUAAGAAACAUUCAAGCAGUGACUGAUAUGUGUCACUGAUGUUAGAAAAGUGCUUUACUAGUGCAUUGACCAGGUAAAUGGCAGGAAGUAAAUGGAUGAUUGUUGUAGUACCAUAUAAGUUUUAUAUUAAAAAAAAACAUCAAUUAAAUUGAUUUUAAUUUUAAAAAAACAA